AUGCAGAACCCACUAGCCGUACUGUUCCUCGCAGGGCUCUUGCACGGUCCUGUCUUUGCCAGUGCUGGAGCCAUCAGCAGAGAGAUUGAGCAGAGGAACCUAUUUGCAGAGAGGGGCUGCUGCAGGAGACAGAGCUAUUUUCUCCAUGUCGGGCAUGAUGUCUCUGGAAGUCCUGUAAGUGUGGAUGUUGGAAAGUGCAGGUCCAACUGUCUGUCCCAGUGGAUUAGCUCCCACCAGCCUGGCCUCCUGGGGCUCUCCAGACACUCCUCCAUGCUGGAUUUUCUCAAAACUAAGAAGCUGCAGGUCAGACGUCCCGAUUCAGCUCUGUGGCCUGGAGCUGAGCGUUCCUGCCCACCAGGUUCCUGUUGUGAGCCCACUCGUGUGCAUGUGGAGCGGCUCCUGCUCUUCGAAGGGGUCCAGGAGGUGGAGGUGAUUGAAGGCUGUCAGUGCAGCACAUGCCCCGAGGAGUGUCUCCGUCUCCCAGCUCUGAAAACCUUCUUUCCAGACUCUCCCUGGGAGGUGACAGUUGACGUGGGAAAGUGCUCUGACCCAUCCUACAGUGCAGGUGGACUUUCCUGUCUGCCCACAAAGUUUAACACUGCUCUGGUCAAAAACCCAAGUGGCAAAGAGGUAGUUCGGAUGCUGGAGAACUGCGAAAUGAAGGAAAAAUGCUAUCGGGUUUCCCAGGUGGAAUAUUAUUACGAAAUUGUUCACAGCUCCACGGGACACAGAGAGGAACGGCUCAAGGAAAUUGAUGUGGGAAGGUGCUUGGGCAGCUGCUCCUCAGGGGAUCCCUGCUUCCUUAGGGAGUCACAAGGCGGAGAGAAAUGUCUGGUUCGGGGAGAAGCUACCUCCAGCCGCUGCGCCCCUCACCGGUACGAUGUACACACGUUCAGGAGCCGCAGAGACCGUGUUCGCACCGUCCUUGCCAUCCAACAGUGCAAGUGCAGGGGCUAGUGGCUCUGGAGACUGGGCAUCAGGGCGGGAAUGUAGCCGGGCUUGUGGCCUGCCAUGC
Messenger RNA from Struthio camelus australis, 1015 nucleotides. RefSeq lists its product as uncharacterized. The record is from RefSeq and is a predicted model, not a curated record. Lineage: Eukaryota; Metazoa; Chordata; Aves; Struthioniformes; Struthionidae.